Molecule: messenger RNA, 1745 nt
Organism: Castor canadensis (American beaver)
Lineage: Eukaryota; Metazoa; Chordata; Mammalia; Rodentia; Castoridae
Product: transcription elongation factor, mitochondrial
Biological process (GO): mitochondrial transcription; transcription elongation by mitochondrial RNA polymerase
Cellular component (GO): mitochondrial nucleoid
Molecular function (GO): DNA polymerase processivity factor activity; nucleic acid binding
Source: RefSeq, a predicted model, not a curated record
CUGCCCAGCCCACGCCGGGGGCUUUUGAGUGAAGCACGCAGGAACCGGAAAGACUGUACGAAUAUCGGAGGAUGAUCAGUCCUUGGCUCCUCAAGGCGGGAGGAUGGUGGAGAUGCUUUUCAGUCCCACUGGAGUCAUCCCUGACUCAGGCCUUCCGUAAUUUCUGCUGCGGGAAAAAAUUCUCUGCAUCUGAGAAAAUUCUUACCAAUGUUGCUAUCGGUGAUGAGAAUGCAAAGGAGUCUGGAAAAGCACUUGACAAGCUCUUCUCUUCAGAACAGCAGGCCUCUAUCUUGCAUGUGUUGAAUACAGCAUCGAAGAAGGAACUUGAAGCUUUCAAAUUGCUUCAUGGAAGAAAAUCCAUCAAUAUUGUAGAGCACAGAGAAAAGUUUGGGCCAUUUCAAAAUUUGGAGAGUUUGGUGAAUGUGCCCUUGUUACAGUAUAAAACUGCUGUUCAAGUUUGUAACUCCAUUCUUUUUCCAGAGACUGGAAAGAAAAAAAGAAAGUCAUGGGAAAACCAGCUGGGAAAGCUCAUCAAACCAGACAUUGAAAGAGAGAGACUUAAGGCAGUUAAGAGCAUUGUAUCUAUUGUUUUUGGUACUCGAAGAAUUGCAUGGGCGCACCUUGAUCGUAAAUUGACAGUACUGGAUUGGCAGCAAAGUGACUGUCGGAAACUAAUGAAUAGACCACACUCAUCAUCAGUCUAUUUAGAAGAGAUUUCUUCAGUCAUUUCAAAGAUGCCUAAAGCAGAUUUCUAUGUUCUAGAAAAAACAGGACUUUCCAUUCAGAACUCAUCUCUGUUUCCCAUACUGUUACAUUUUCACAUCACGGAGGCCAUGUUGUAUGCCUUACUAAAUAGAGCUUUUGCUCAGGACGGCCAGCACCGGGUGCUGAGCAUGAAUCGAAAUGCAGUGGGGAAGCACUUUGAACUGAUGAUUGGCGACACUCGCACUAGUGGGAAAGAACUGGUGAAGCAGCUCCUCUCCGAAUCUGUACUGAAGGCAGAGCCACGGGUGUUCUUCCCACCAGAGAAGAUGGUGCACUACAGACAGAUGUUUUUACCUACAGACCCAUACCGGAUAGAAGAGUUUUAUGACUCACUACUACAGGCUGUUGCUUUCUAUGAAUUAGCAGUUUUUGAUACUUAGCCUUAGAACACUGAGAUUAAUGAACCUACUCUGUUAUUUUAAUUUAUUCUAAAAUUGUAAAAGCAACUGUUCUGAAUACCCAUGUUAAUGGAGAAAACACGUCUUUAGUGUAUUCUUUGUUUAUAAAGUCAGAUUUUUGGGUGUGAAAUGGUGUACGCAAUAAUAAGUCAAGACCAAAUCAAUAAAUAUUUUAUUUUGAGAUACUGUGCCUUUCCAGUUAAUAAGGUGCCUGCCCAGACAGCCAGAAUAAGAAACAAAGUUAUCUUUCUGUAAAAGCAAAUACCAGCUGGGCACUGUGGCUCAUGCUUGUAAUCCUAGCUACUUGGGAGGCUGAGAUUGGGAGGAUCUUCGUUGGAGACCAAUGUGGGCAAAUAUUUUACAAGACCCCAUCUCCAAAAUAACCAAAGCAAAAUGGGCUGGAACUAUAGCUCAAGUGGUAGAGUGCUUGCCUAGCAAUGCACAAAACCCUGGGUUUAUCCCCAGUACUAUAAGAAAAAAUCCCAGUCUUACCAAAAAUAAAAACAAAUACCACUCACUUCCACAUCUAUAAUCCCAGCACUUGGGAAGGUAAGGCAGGAGAAUUUGUGGAUUACAUAGGGA